AUGUAUGAAACGAUUUGUCUAGCAGUGGAACAAAUAGAUUGGGAGAGACGAACAGAUCAUUUCGUGGCCUGUUUUGAGCUACAGUUUAAGAACCUGAAGGCUGCAGAUCUCUUGAGCAAAUUUGUAGUAUGUGCCCCACCUAACUUCCUUCAGCUGUUCUCCCUGCUGCAGAGUACUUCCCUUUCCUGUGUGACUUUUCCUCUCUGUAUUCUGUUUCCACAGCAAUCAGGACUUUAUGAAUAUAAAAUCUACUGUAUUCUUGAUGACUGCCCCCCAAAACUGUGUAUGGAUGUCUAUAUGAAUUUAGAUUACAGAAAGCAGUGGGAUAAGUCUGUGAAAGAACUAUAUAAAGAAACAUAUGAUGGUGAAAAAGUAAUCUACUGGGAAGUGAAACACCCUUAUCCUCUCUCCAACAGAGACUAUGUCUAUAUUCGUGAAUGUCGAGAGCUGGAUGUUGAUGGACAGAAGAUCUGGGUUGUUUCAGCUCAAAGUGUGUCUGCUUCUCAGUGCCCUGAAAAGCCUAGUGUUAUCGGAGUUAAAAGCUACAGUCUGACAAUUGGAAGUGAUGGCAAGACUGGAUCUAAAGCUUAUAUGUACUAUUUUGAUAAUCCUGGUGGUGAGAUUCUGUCCAGGCUGGUCAAUUGGAUUGCCAAGAGUGGUGUGCUUACUUUCUUGAAGGAUAUGCAAGAAGCUUGCCAUAAUUAUUCUAGGAGCACAUAG
This is a messenger RNA of Chaetura pelagica (chimney swift), 720 nucleotides long. It is a transcript of the gene PCTP, whose product is annotated as phosphatidylcholine transfer protein. NCBI's taxonomy places the organism in Eukaryota, Metazoa, Chordata, Aves, Apodiformes, Apodidae. The record is from RefSeq and is a predicted model, not a curated record. Gene Ontology annotation, molecular function: phosphatidylcholine intramembrane carrier activity; phosphatidylcholine binding.